Molecule: messenger RNA, 2815 nt
Organism: Acanthaster planci (crown-of-thorns starfish)
Lineage: Eukaryota; Metazoa; Echinodermata; Asteroidea; Valvatida; Acanthasteridae
Biological process (GO): Notch signaling pathway; heterophilic cell-cell adhesion; axon guidance
Cellular component (GO): plasma membrane; signaling receptor complex; cell surface
Molecular function (GO): Notch binding; calcium ion binding
Source: RefSeq, a predicted model, not a curated record
ACUGUCUCUCCAUUUGCACACAGGGUACAUGUACAUGUAACUUGGAGCAAUAUCAAAACGGGACCAGCAUUUAGCGUUUUCAUUCCGUAAUCUUUCACUCAUCUUGAAGGAUUGCCGUCUUCCAUUCGAAUGACCUGUGUGGGAUUCAAGUAGUCCAUUGAAGGCGGUGACUACACGCUUGGUAUCAUUCUCAAAGCCCCCUAAAUGUACAGGGGUGUGGUAACAGUGCUCAUUAUUGCCAAUAAUAGUCCAAAGUGAAUGAUUUACGGGAUCGAAUCAGCCCCCACGUUGAACGUGGAUGUGAGCAGUGAUAUUGAUGAUGAUGGCUUCGACCUGGAUAGGCAUCUUCAUCCUGUCAGUGAUCUGCCGAACUUAUGCUUAUAACAACGGUGCUCCGGUGGAAUCAUGCCUGGACAUGUUACCAGUUCACGAGACAGCCCAAGGCGUAGCCUAUCAAGCCUCCCCAUCAGAAAACAACCCGUUUAAAGUGGAAUUACUUAACACAAGCAGGAGCGCAUACAGACCGGGAGAGAUAGUUCAAGUGACUUUGAGUGGGGACUUUGAUUUUCGCGGUCUGCUGAUCAAGGCGCAAAGAGUUGGCAGCAGUGAACCAAUUGGUCAGUGGGUUGGACCGUUCCCACCGGGAUUGAAAAUUCUUCAGUGUCGGACGGGAGAUGCCAUCACCAAUUCCAAUAACGAGCUUAAGACCUUACCAAUGACGCUGUCGUGGUAUGCCCCCAGCAUCACCACAGAACAAGUGGAAUUUGUGGCCACGAUGGUGUCGACGUUUGAUGUGUUUUGGGUCAACACGACUUCAUCAAGCAUUGUUGUGGACAGCACAGCUAAUGUUGGCAACACACUGUGCGACCCCAAUCCCUGUGUAAACGGCAGGUGCGAUGUCAUUGAAAAUCUCUUUACAUGUACCUGUAACGAAGGUUUCAUAGGACUCACCUGCCAACAAAAUGCAUCAGCUUGUGCUGCCCUGCCAUGUCAGAACAACGGAACUUGUCUCCAGGGAGAAACAGUGGAAGCCUACAUGUGUCAGUGUCCCCAGGGCUACACAGGAACGAGUUGUGAAACUCGCAUUACAUGUACUGAUAGUCCGUGCAUGAAUGGAGGGUCAUGUUACUCGUCAUUUUCAGGAAAUCCUUAUAUCUGUGUGUGUCCUGCCCCUUUCACGGGAGCCAACUGUGAAUCCUUGACCUCUUCGGUCCCUUGCAAUAUAAAUCCAUGUAUGAACGGAGGUACAUGCAACGCUAACUCAACAACUGCAGCAUACACUUGUACAUGCACCCAAGUGUAUUCCGGGACCCACUGUGAAUACAGAGCCCUUGGAUGCUCCGUUGAGCCCUGUCAGAAUGGCGGCCUGUGUUUCCAAGGCAACGUAUUGAGCCAGUACUCCUGCCAAUGUCCGUCUGGUUUCAUCGGCCCUAACUGUGAGCGAGCCGCUGGCGUGGGAUGCAACAGUGACCCUUGCUUGAACGGUGGAGUCUGUUUCCCUGGUAACACACCCGAAGCUUACGCCUGCCAGUGCCCUCCAACGCACACUGGUGCCCAGUGCACCAUAGCUGUGACAUGCACUGCAAAUCCAUGUCAGAAUGGUGGUACCUGCAUCAGUGGUAACCAACCAGAUUCCUUUAUCUGUCGGUGCACAAAUGCCUUCACCGGCUUCUAUUGUGAGCUGUCAAUCACCGCAUGCUCUCAGCAGCCCUGUCAGAAUGGCGCUACAUGCUACCAACAGUCGUUGAACCCCCAGGGCUACUUCUGCCGUUGCACCCCCGGCUGGCAAGGGAAAUUCUGUGACGAGCCCAUUAACGCCUGCGCGUCUGACCCUUGCUUGAAUGGAGCGUCAUGCAACAACUCUCAGACUUUUUACUCCUGUUCCUGUGCCACAGGUUUCACCGGACUCAACUGUGAACUCGAGAUUCGUGCUUGCGACAACAAUCCAUGCAUGAACGGCGGCACCUGCUCCCCCCAAGGUACCUCGUUCACCUGUGCCUGUGUCAACGGUUGGGAAGGCCCAACGUGCGCCCUCCCGACCAACAUGUGCAACCCCAAUCCCUGCCAGAACGGGGCGCAGUGCACCAACCUGCAGAUGUCCUACAUCUGCAAUUGCACAUCGGGAUUCAUGGGUACAAACUGCGAAUUCGUCAUUCCAGCCUGUGUGAGUGUGCCAUGCCUAAACGGAGGCCAGUGCUUUGACUCGAUUGACCGGCUUUCCUAUCGUUGUGUCUGCUUACCGGGCUGGACGGGGACAAACUGUGAGCAAGUGGCAUUCCCAUGCGAGAGCCAACCGUGCCUGAAUGGAGGGUCAUGCUAUGAAGGAUUUGAGACCAACGCUUAUGUGUGUCAGUGCCCAUCAGGAUGGACGGGCACCAACUGUGACCUGGAAACACUAAUUUGCCAAAGCCAGCCUUGCCAGAAUAAUGGGACGUGUUUUGAAAACUUCAACGGCGGAGGCUACAUUUGUGUUUGCGAAGCUGGAUGGGAGGGAACAGACUGCAGUAGUCCCAUCAACACCUGUGUAUGGAGCGGGCUGGACUGUGAAACAGCAACACUUCCCUGCACCAGUCAACCUUGCCAGAAUGGGGGGACAUGCUUCAAUUCCAACGACAACUCCAACUACACUUGCCAGUGUCCGGAUGGCUGGAUCGGGGCAAACUGCGACAUCUUUGAUGUUUGCACGACGGACGUAUGCCAGAAUGGUGCUACUUGCGUGAAUCAAGGGUCGUCCUUUGAAUGCCAGUGUGUGCUGGGAUGGGUCGGGCAGUUCUGCGAAACGCGUAAGUUCAAGAGACAAACGCACUCUCAAUGA